Erythranthe guttata (spotted monkey flower) is the source of this 1483-nucleotide messenger RNA. RefSeq names its product tobamovirus multiplication protein 3 (gene TOM3). The record is from RefSeq and is a predicted model, not a curated record. NCBI's taxonomy places the organism in Eukaryota, Viridiplantae, Streptophyta, Magnoliopsida, Lamiales, Phrymaceae.
AUGCCGAAUUUGUACAAUAAUAGUGGUGGCCGAGUUUCCCUUAUUCAUAACUCGUCAUAACUCAGCCUUCUUCUCCACGUGUUGACGCUUCGUAUAAACUACCUUCUCCACCGCUCCUCCUUCCACCGCCCUUGCUAACUUUUUGAAUCGAGAAUCUCCUUCCACCCCCUUCCACCCCCCCGUGAUUGCAGUUGGAAGAAAGCUUUUUGAUAAAUCCGAUCCCCCUUUUUUUAUUUUAUCCGAUUGGGCGGUCGUCUGAUAUGGUGGCGGAGGGGGUGGGCCCUUCUGUGGAGGCGGCGGCGGCCGUGGUGGCGCUCCGCCUUAAGGCCGCUACGAGUUGGUGGGACGUAGUUAACGAGUCGCCCGCCUGGCAGGAUCGUAUAUUCCAUGUCCUCGCCGCGCUUUAUGGGAUCGUCGCCGUUGUUGCUCUUGUACAAUUGGUUAGGAUACAAUUGAGAGUACCCGAGUAUGGUUGGACGACACAAAAAGUAUUCCAUUUCCUCAAUUUCGUGGUCAAUGGAGUUCGUUGUGUGGUAUUUGCAUUCCGUCGAGACGUUCAGAAGUUGAAUCCUGAGAUUGUUCAACACAUAUUGCUUGAUAUGCCAAGUCUUGCAUUUUUCACUACGUAUGCGUUGCUGGUGUUGUUCUGGGCAGAAAUUUAUUACCAGGCUCGUGCUGUAUCUACUGAUGGGCUGAGGCCUAGUUUUUACACAAUAAACGGUGUCGUAUAUGUCAUCCAGAUAAUCCUGUGGUUAAUUCUGUGGUGGAAGCCCAUUCCCAUAGUUGUGAUUUUAUCCAAAAUGUUCUUUGCAGGUGUUUCAUUAUUUGCAGCCUUGGGUUUCCUUCUCUAUGGUGGAAGGUUGUUCUUAAUGCUGCAGCGUUUCCCUGUGGAAUCAAAAGGACGGCGCAAGAAGCUACAGGAGGUUGGCUAUGUUACCACAAUAUGUUUUUCAUGUUUUCUCGUGAGAUGCAUUAUGAUGUGCUUUAAUGCAUUUGAGGCAGCUGCAGAUCUAGAUGUUCUGGAUCAUCCUAUUUUGAAUUUCAUUUACUAUCUGCUUGUGGAGAUCUUACCUUCGUCUCUUGUCCUAUUCAUAUUGAGAAAAUUGCCUCCAAAACGCGGGAUCACACAAUAUCAUCCAAUCAGGUGAUGGGAAAAGCAGCAGAUAUAUAAACGCGGUUUAAAAAAAAAAAAAACUGCAGGGUUGGGAUAAAUGAUGAUAUAUGCACGUUGAGGCUUGAAAACAAGUAGUAACUGAAGAUAGGAUGCAGAAAAUGUGAAAAAUCGACCAUUGUAUAUGGGCAAGUCCCAACCGUGUGUGAAUGCAUAUUAGCUUUCUCUUAAUUUCAGUCUGCGUUUUUUCUUUCUUUCUUUCUUUUAUUAUAUAAAGGUUUAGGCGAACGAUGAACGUAAAAAUGUAGUUAUAAUGCACAUUUGUGUCAUCUUUUCAUACCAAUUUUCUUGCCUCUUCCUUUACCAUUAAAA